CACCCCAGUCCCAUUCACCACGUCCCCAGUGCGUCAGUGGUGACUAACUGUCCUGGUUUAAAAGCAUGGCUAGGGCUGUCUCUUCUCACAUUUUACAAGAACUGUUCACCCUGGAGGUGCUAAGACAGUCAGCCUUUCUUCUUACGGCUCAAAAGAGUCGGUGUACGGUGAUUAUAAAGCAGGCCCACAGAAGCGUCCACAGAAUGCCGCCCGUUCCCGCCCAGACCCAGACCAGCGUCCGCACGCUACAUGGCGACCUGGACAAGCUGCAGCCCCGCGUCAGAACUUGGGUUGAGCAGCAGGCGAGAAUUUGUCAGCCAGACAACAUCCACAUCUGUGAUGGUACCACGGAGGAGAACACCAUCAUCCUGAACAUGCUGGAGGCACAGAAGGUCAUCAAGAAACUGCCCAAGUACGACAACUGCUGGUUGGCCAAUACGGACCCAAAAGACGUCGCCCGCGUAGAAAGCAAGACGGUGAUCUGCACGGAGAACGAGAGAGACACCAUCCCCAAGCCCGCGGAGGGCGUGAAGGGACAGCUCGGACACUGGAUCUCCCCUAAGGACAUGGAGAUCGCCUUCGAAGAACGGUUUCCUGGCUGCAUGAGGGGUCGCACCAUGUACGUCAUCCCUUACAGCAUGGGACCGGUGGGCUCUCCGCUGGCCAAGUACGGCGUCCAGGUGACGGACUCCGCGUACGUUGUGGCGAGCAUGCGCAUCAUGACUAGGAUGGGUGCAAACGUGCUGGACGCCAUCGGCGAGGACGAGUUUGUCAAGUGCCUCCACUCGGUCGGAGCGCCCAUCCCCGAUUCAGAGAACGGCACGAAAAAGUGGCCCUGCAACCCUAAAAAGGUGAUGAUCGCCCACAUCCCCGACAAGAGGGAGAUCAUCUCGUUUGGGAGCGGCUACGGAGGCAACUCCCUGCUGGGGAAGAAGUGCUUCGCCCUGAGAAUAGCCUCGAGAAUCGGCCGGGACGAAGGCUGGCUGGCAGAGCACAUGCUGAUCCUGGGCAUCACCAACCCCCAGGGAGAGAAGAAGUACAUCGCUGCAGCCUUCCCCAGCGCCUGCGGCAAGACCAACCUCGCCAUGAUGCAGCCCACCCUCCCCGGCUGGAAGGUCGAGUGCGUCGGCGAUGACAUCGCCUGGAUGCGCUUCGACGACGAGGGCAGGCUUCGCGCCAUCAACCCGGAGAACGGGUUCUUCGGCGUCGCGCCCGGAACGUCGAUGGACACGAAUCCCAACGCCAUGAGGACGAUCCACAGUAAUACGGUGUUCACCAACGUAGCAGAGACCAGUGAUGGUGGUGUUUGGUGGGAAGGCAUGGAGAAGCCACAGGAGGGAGUUGAGAUCACCACCUGGCUAGGGAAGAAGUACGACCCCACUGACAAGAACAUGAAGGCCGCCCACCCCAACUCUCGCUUCUGCGCCCCCGCCGCCCAGUGCCCCAUCAUGGACCCGGCCUGGGAGAGCCCUGAGGGCGUGCCCAUCGACGCGAUCGUGUUCGGCGGCAGAAGACCCAAGGGCGUGCCUCUGGUGUACGAGGCAUUCAACUGGACCCAUGGUGUGUUCAUCGGCGCUGCCAUGAGAUCGGAGGCGACCGCAGCUGCUGAGCACAAAGGCAAGUCCAUCAUGCACGAUCCCUUCGCCAUGAGACCGUUCUUCGGCUACAACUUCGGGCAGUACCUCACCCACUGGCUCAGCAUGCAGAACCACCCGGGCGCCAAGCUGCCCAAGGUGUUCCACGUCAACUGGUUCCGUAAGGCGGAGAAGGGCGGGUUCCUCUGGCCAGGCUUCGGCGAGAACUCCCGCGUGCUGGACUGGAUCUGUCGCAGGGUCGACAACGAGGACUGCGCCCGGGAGUCCCCCAUCGGCCACAUCCCCUCGGAAGGGUCCCUGAACUUGGAGGGGUUGAAGGAGGAGGUGGAUAUGCAGGAACUGUUCUCCCUGCCCAGAGACUUCUGGACCCAGGAGGUCAAGGAGAUCGAGAAGUACUUCCGGCAACAGGUCAGCGGAGACCUGCCCAACGAGAUCGCGAAUGAGCUACAGAAGCUGGGAGAGCCGUGUGCAGAAGUUGUAAGAAGGGACGGGGGGAGAAUAAGAAAGAAAGGGGGGGCUGGGUGCGAAAUUUUAUUAAAAUGAAGACUGGAAUUGCUGGAAGAAGCAUGUUUUAUGAUGAGGAACAGCGACUUUAUUUUAGAGGUGGUUGUGCUUGGUGUUUUUGUCGUUUGGCAUCAGGAUUACAAACAAACGGAAGAGAGAGUAUUUUAUUCUUAGGUCACCAAGCAGGCACCGUGGGAGGUCCUAGCCUCUUACCGAUGAACCAGUACACGUUUUCAGACUCCUUGGCGUGACCGUCAUAAAUAAUCACCGAUAAUUAUACAGAAAUUACCGCCAUCCUCUGCAGUAUGGAUGUAUUGUCCGUGCAUUGGGGUUUUGGUAACAGAUUCUCAAUAUACUUAUACGACACGUAGCUUUUCGAAAGACACCUAGCUUUUCAGCUGGCUUGAACUACAUGUAGAUUGUUAUUUGCACAACCAGACAUGCUACUUCUUACGCCAACGUUACCUCGUGGCCUAGAUGGAUCAACAAAGUUGCACUCUUUGUCAUCAAUGAGGUGUUUUACUUCAACAUAUUUUUCACUCAUACUCUAGUUUGUAGUUGUGGUGUUUGUUAUAGACAGAUCAUCACAAUGCAUUCCUCAAAUGUACAGAACAAUUUUUUUUGCUGCAUUGAUUGCGGCUUUUUCUUUUCCUUUUUUUUUUAAUAGAAAAUAUUUGUGUAUGUCCAGUCAGUUUGGUCAACUUUUGUGGAAUACCAAAUCCUUUUGCAGCACUAAAGCUGUGGUAAGAGUAUAACUACAAACUUUGAUGUGUAAUGCUGCGUCUUGUAUGCCUAGAGUCUUCAAGGUAUGGGGUCUCCUCUUUGUAUGGUGACGCCAGUUUUAUAUUCUUACCUCAGCGAGUCUGUACUUUUUACCUUAGAUGUGAUACCUAUUUAUGUAGUAUCUAGAAAAUGUCUAUAUUUGUGAUUUUUCAGAACGAGAAAAGUAUGGGAUGCAUUGAUUCUGGGUGGGGUGGAGCAUUAGCAAGGAAACUUUUAAUGGCAAUGACUUGAAUGAAGCUGCUACAUGAUGUGAAGUACUACAUGUUUUUAAAUGUAGCCUUGACCGUUAUUUAAAUGUUGCUGUUUGUCUAAUACUAAUGUGUAUUGUGUACAUAUAUAAAUAUAUAAACACUUAAGGGAAUACACUACUGAUGGCCAAACUGGCCUUUUUCUUCUGAUCCUGAGUUUUGAUCUGGGCGUUCAAGUCCCACUUUGUGACCUUAAUUUAUCAUUUGUACAGAUGUGUAGGUCACUUUUAGUCACAUGUACCUCGCACAUUUUUUGUCUUAUCCCUUCACCCAUUAAAUGUCAAUUUCCACUAUGAUCUAA
This is a messenger RNA of Branchiostoma floridae (Florida lancelet), 3431 nucleotides long. RefSeq names its product phosphoenolpyruvate carboxykinase [GTP], mitochondrial-like. Gene Ontology annotation, cellular component: cytosol; mitochondrion. The record is from RefSeq and is a predicted model, not a curated record. NCBI's taxonomy places the organism in Eukaryota, Metazoa, Chordata, Leptocardii, Amphioxiformes, Branchiostomatidae. Gene Ontology annotation, molecular function: manganese ion binding; phosphoenolpyruvate carboxykinase (GTP) activity; GTP binding. Gene Ontology annotation, biological process: gluconeogenesis; hepatocyte differentiation; cellular response to insulin stimulus.